CAAGCCCCAAAACAAACCUUUCUGUAGCCCUAACACUGCGAAUCGAAGAAAACACUCUUCGGUGGCAUCACUGCUUCGUCUUCAACCACCGCGACCAGAGCUCUUCUCCGCCGCGUCCGGACCUAUUCUCCACCACGUUCAAGUUGUUGAAGGAUAAUGGGUCGGAAAGCUGGUACGCUUUUCAUCAACCCCAAGAGAUUUGGUAAUCUUCAAAAACCUUGCAUGAAGGAAAUGGCAUUGUUUCUCAGUUGUAUGGCUGCAAACCAUAGCGAUACCGACGCUUGUGCUCGCCAGAAGGAGCUAUUAAAUGUCUGUAUUGAUGCUCAGAGUAAAAAGAACAGAAAGUCUUGGGGGAGUAUCAAUUAUCAACUGCAGAGGCUUAACCGAGGAAGGAAGUAGUUCAAGAUUUUCAUAAUGUUAUUGCUUUUACAAUUCAAGACCGAUAUUUAGGAAGCUUAGCCUGUUAUGCACUGCUUUGGAUGUCAGCCUAAAAUGACCAUACAGUAACUUGUAUUCUCCCUUGAAGUAUCUUGAAUUCUUGAUGAUGAAGUUUCUAUUUUUUGUUUGUUUAAAUCAUUUGAUUAAGUUGAAAGAGAUGGUGGAAUAAUGUUGAAGAAUACCUAGGUAAUUUCUUUUUUGUAUCAACUAAAGCUUUAACAUGCUACAUAUCAUUUAUGACACCAUCACACUCUGUGAUAUUGGUUGCCCUUCACACUCUGUAUGAUAAAAUUCUUUUAUAAUUGAUGAAAAUGAUAGUAGUUGAUCAUCUGAUGCUU
This is a messenger RNA of Glycine soja, 776 nucleotides long. RefSeq lists its product as uncharacterized. Lineage: Eukaryota; Viridiplantae; Streptophyta; Magnoliopsida; Fabales; Fabaceae. The transcript is spliced from 3 exons. The coding region runs from base 157 to 399 and encodes 80 amino acids. Gene Ontology annotation, molecular function: structural constituent of ribosome. The record is from RefSeq and is a predicted model, not a curated record. Gene Ontology annotation, biological process: mitochondrial translation.